Drosophila willistoni is the source of this 2331-nucleotide messenger RNA. RefSeq names its product eukaryotic translation initiation factor 3 subunit B (gene eIF3b). Gene Ontology annotation, molecular function: translation initiation factor binding; RNA binding; translation initiation factor activity. Bases 74 to 2146 code for a protein of 690 amino acids. NCBI's taxonomy places the organism in Eukaryota, Metazoa, Arthropoda, Insecta, Diptera, Drosophilidae. Gene Ontology annotation, cellular component: eukaryotic translation initiation factor 3 complex. Gene Ontology annotation, biological process: translational initiation. The record is from RefSeq and is a predicted model, not a curated record. The transcript has 3 exons.
CUCUUUCUUUUCACAGUGUUCGCGUGUUGAUGACGGAAAAUUGCAAAGAAAUUGGCAAGUAAAUCGCUGCAAAAUGGCAAAAAAGAAGAGUGAGGAGCAUUCUAGCGCCGAUGCGAAUGACAGUGACUACCAGGAAGAGCCUAAUUUCGAUGAUCCGCCAAAUUUUGUGGAUAAUAUCAACGAUGAAGAUUUGUUGGGCGAUAUGCUGGCCCAGCGCCCAUCUGAGGCCGAUGGUGUGGAGAGCGUUGUAGUUGUUGAUAACAUCCCCAAAGUAGAGCCAAGCCGCCUUGAGAAACUGAAGUCGGUGAUCCUUAAGGUAUUCUCGCACUGCGGCGAAAUUGUGAAUGUCGUCUAUCCCGUAGACGAUGAGGGAACUACUAAGGGUUACGCUUUCAUGGAGUACAGGCAUGCCUCCCAGGCAGAGGAUGCUGUCAAGAAGCUGAACAACCAUCGCCUGGACAAGAACCACACGUUUGCGGUGAAUUUGUUCACGGAUUUCCAGAAGUACGAGAAUAUACCGGAAAAAUGGGAACCACCAACUGUGCAGCCGUUCAAGAUUCAGAAUGAUUUGUACAACUUUAUCAAUGAUCCGGAUGCAUACGACCAGUACUGUGUGGCCGCUGAGACUGCGCCAAAUUGUGUCCAGGUAGGAUUCUGGCAAAAUACUCUGCCAGAGCCCAAUGAACUGGAGACACGAGAACGCUUCACCGACACCUUUGUCAAGUGGUCGCCUUUGGGCACAUAUGUGGUGACAUUCCACAAGCCGGGAGUAGCUAUUUGGGGAGGCAGCAAUUUCCAGAAAAUCCAGAAAUUCCCCCAUACUGGUACCCAGUUUGUAGAGUUUUCACCCUGUGAGAAUUAUUUGGUCACCUAUGGACCUACACCAACUGGUCAGAAAAUUAUCAUUUGGGAUAUACGCACUGGAUCCGAGAAACGAUCUUUCGUAGCCGAUGGCAUGUCGGUGUUGUCUAUGUUCCGUUGGUCGCAUGAUGAUAAGUUUGUGGCGCGUAUGGGCGAGAAUUCCAUACACAUCUAUGAGACGCCCUCGUUCUAUUUGCUCGAUUUGAAGUCGAUUAAGAUACCUGGCAUUAGAGGAUUCUCUUGGUCGCCCACGGACAAUGUGAUCGCUUACUGGGUGGAGGAGCAGAACCAAAUUCCAGCCCGUGUAACACUAAUGGAGAUUCCCAAGAAACGCGAAAUACGUAACAAGAACCUGUUCCAUGUUGCUGAUUGCAAACUGCAUUGGCAAAAGUCUGGCGACUAUCUUUGCGUCAAAGUGGACCGCUACUCCAAGCUCAAGAAGGAUAAGAAGGAGUUGGACGUAAAAUUCCUUGGAAUGUUCUACAACUUUGAGAUUUUCCAUAUGCGGGAAAAGGAGAUUCCAGUGGAUUCUGUUGAGAUCCGUGAGCUUAUUUUGGCGUUUGCCUGGGAACCCAUUGGCAACAAGUUCUCUAUUAUCCAUGGCGAGCUUAAUUCCUCAAAUGUAAGCUUCUAUGAGGUCAACAAAGGCGUCAAACCAAGUUUGGUAAAACGAUUGGAAAAGAAAUCCUGCACGCAUCUCUUCUGGUCACCACGCGGACAAUUCAUAGUCAUGGCGAAUCUUACUAUGGGCACCUUUGAAUUUGUAGACACCACCAACGAUUAUAUAAUCAGUGCCUCGCCCGAUCAUUUCCGUGCCUCGGAGGUGGAAUGGGAUCCCACUGGACGUUAUGUCGUUACUGGCGUCUCAUCGUGGAAGGUUAAAGAGGACACUGGAUUCAACAUGUACACCUUCCAGGGACGCAUUAUCAAGCGAACGAUCCUUAAGAACUUUGUGCAGUUCUUGUGGCGACCACGCCCACCCACCCUUUUGUCCGAAGAGAAACAGAAGGAUAUUAAGAAGAACUUGAAGAAGUACUACCCAGCGUUUGAACAAAAGGAUCGCCUACGUCUCACCCGGGCCUCCAAGGAAUUGCUGGAGAAACGCUCCCAACUGCGCGAAACAUUUAUGGAAUAUCGCAACAAGCGUAUUGCAGAGUGGAAGGAUCAGAAGAGUCGUCGCGUCAUGCUCAGAGGGCAUGUGGACACUGAUAACUUGGAGACUGAAGAAGUCGAUGAAGAAAUUGUUGAAUUUUUAGUCAAGGAAGAAAUAACUUUGCUCGAGUAGACGACCCCCAGGAACACAUACAUUAAAAUUUAAAGUGUUUGAAGGGCGUCCACCACCCUGGCCUCCUCCUCCUGCUCACUAGGACCAGGGUCUCUUCAAUAUCUGCGUGUUUUCUAAAUUAGCAUACAAUAUAGACCAACAUCUUAAGACCUAAAGUAAAAAUAACAAAUUUUCACUCUUUUUAA